UUUAUAAAUUGUAAAAAGUGACUGAAAUUCCAUCGCACAACAAUAACUAACUUUUAUUUUAAAAUUCUUUUUUUUAAAUGUAACUGUUUACUGUCUUCCUUCUUAUUACAAAGAAAAAAACUGUUUCGUCAGAUAAAAAAUUAUGAAAUCAAAGGCAACAAUGAAAUCAAACACAUCCGAUUCGAAUGAUACACUGAAAAUGUCCAAUCGAAAUACAUUGGCGUUUUGGAUAAUCGUUUGGCUCAUAAGUAUUUUAACUAUUGGAAAUUUAUUGCUCACUCUAACAAUUUUUGGCGUAUUGAAAUUGGGCAAAGGCAUGGAAUAUUUGGAGUUGGUGCCAGAGAGUGGUGCCAUAAAGUUUUUCCAAUCAAUUGAUUUGGAUAAAGUUACUAAAAAAGAUGGAAAAAUUGAGGGAUUUUAUGACAUUCCAGUCACAGUCACGGGUGAACGUUCGGAUAUUUUUAUAAAUAUGAUAAAUCCAACAAAUGGUCAUUUACACAAUAAAAUGCUAAUGAGCAAGAAUGGCACACAUUUCAGUGGAAUAAGUGAGUUUGAAUUGAAAAGUCCAACCACAAAUGAAGCGAUAUUUACAACGCACAAACCAACUUAUAAUCUUCCAUCGGGCGCAAAUAAUUUGAUUGCAAAACGUAUAAGUGCAAGUGCCAUUAAAGCGGCAAUCGAUGACGAAUUAGUUUUGAAUACAACAAAUCACAAGAAAAUCACCAAUAAAAUUUCGAUUCGAGGAAGUGAAGGUGUUAAACUAAAUGGUGAAGAACUGGUUUUAGAUGCAGAGAAUAUCAUUUUAACCGCUCAAAAUGGUACCAUUUAUUUGAACAGCGAACAUGGCAUUCAUUUGGAUGUCAAACAUAUUCCAAUUAUACAAGAACGCAGUGGCCUAAAAAUGGAGGAAAAGCAAUAUAAAAUAUGCGUAUGCAUGCCGGGCGGUCGACUAUUUCGCGUAUCAUUGCCACAAAAGAAUAUUGUCAAAGAUGUGUGCAGCUACGCAAAUCUUAAUUAUGAUCCAUGCAUAUAAAUUCGAAUAACAACAACAACAAAAAAACGAUUGCAAUAACGAUGCAUUUAUUUACUUAGCUAAUCUACAUAAGCUAAUAAUAUUAAUCAAAAUUAGUAACAAGUAAAAAGAUUUUUGGAAAUGAUUUGUCAAUGAACAUUUAACAAUAUUUAUGACUAAUAUAUAAUCACGAAAUAAAAUUUGGACGAUGGAAAAAGAAAAUGUUUCACAUUUAUACAUGAAACACAUAGAUUCGA
Molecule: messenger RNA, 1269 nt
Organism: Contarinia nasturtii (swede midge)
Lineage: Eukaryota; Metazoa; Arthropoda; Insecta; Diptera; Cecidomyiidae
Gene: Scgbeta
Exons: 3
Coding region: 143-1033 (296 amino acids)
Biological process (GO): muscle organ development
Cellular component (GO): sarcoglycan complex; sarcolemma
Source: RefSeq, a predicted model, not a curated record